GAAGUAUCAGACUACUGAUCUAAAGUGUUUCCCAUCUUCUUUUUGGCUUGCUCCCCUUCGUCAUCAUCAAAUAAAAAAUCCGCAAACAUCCAGCGAGCCAGCGCUUGAACACACCACGGAGCUUCUCUGCCCGUCCUCAUGGCCGACGGCGAUGGUUGCUCCAUCCCCCUCCCCCUCCCAGACGGCUGCCUUUUCCUCGGGUUUGAUUGCUCCACGCAGUCGCUGAAAGCCACCGUGCUGGACGCGAGCCUCGCAAUCGUCGCCCACGACGCCGUGCACUUCGACUCCGAGCUGCCGCACUACGGCACGGAGGGCGGCGUCCGCCGGGACCCGGCCGAGCCGGGCCGCAUCGUGUCGCCGCCGCUGAUGUGGGCCGAGGCCCUGGACCUGCUCCUCCGCAGGCUCAAGCCCAGGGUGGACUACGGCCGCGUAGCCGCCGUCUCCGGCAGCGCGCAGCAGCACGGCAGCGUCUACUGGGGCCGCGGGGCGGGCGCCGCGUUGGCCUCCCUGGACCCGGCCAGGGGCCUGGCGCCGCAGCUGGCCGGCGCGUUCGCCGCGCCGGAGUCGCCCGUGUGGAUGGACAGCAGCUCGACGGCGCAGUGCCGGGAGGUCGAGGCCACGCUGGGAGGCCCGCUGGCGCUGGCCCGGAUGACGGGGUGCCGGGCGCACGAGCGGUGCACCGGCCCGCAGAUCAGGAAGAUGUUCCAGACGAGGCGGGGCCUCUACGACGGCACCGAGAGGAUCUCGCUUGUCAGCUCGUUCAUGGCGUCGUUGCUCAUCGGCGGCUAUGCCUGCAUCGACCAGACCGACGGUGCCGGGAUGAACUUGAUGGACAUUGAGACGCGUCAGCUGCGCCAAGAUGCCCUUGAGGCUACAGCUCCAGAUUUGGAUGUGAAGAUUGGGAAGCUAGCACCAGCGCAUGCUAUCGCUGGAACUUUAGCUCCUUAUUUUGUUCAGAGAUUUCAGUUUCCAAGCAACUGUCUGGUUGUUCAGUGGUCAGGGGACAACCCCAAUAGCCUUGCAGGCCUAACAUUGAGCAAUCCUGGUGAUCUAGCAAUCAGCCUUGGAACAAGUGAUACAGUAUUUGGGGUUACUGAUGUGCCUGAACCAUCCCUGGAUGGAAACGUACUUCCUAAUCCAGUUGACCCCAACACCUACAUGGUUAUGCUUUGCUAUAAAAAUGGAUCUCUAACUCGAGAAGACAUUCGUGAUCGUUAUGCUGAGAAAUCAUGGGAUGUGUUCAACAACUUGCUUGAGCAAACAGACCCCCUAAAUGGAGGGAAACUAGGAUUUUACUACAAGGAGCACGAGAUCCUGCCACCACUUCCAGUCGGGUUUCACCGCUACAUUGUUGACACCUUAACCAAUGGACCAUUAGCUGAGACCAAGGAACAUGAAACCGAUGAGUUUGAUCCUCCGUCAGAGGUGCGUGCGUUAAUAGAAGGCCAGUUCAUGUCCAUGAGGGGACAUGCCGAGAGGUGCGGCCUGCCGGUGCCUCCGAAGCGGAUCAUAGCAACUGGUGGCGCCUCGUCGAACCAGGCCAUUCUCAAGACGAUGGCGUCCAUUUUCGGCUGUCCGGUUUACACUGUUCAGAGACCAGACUCUGCCUCGCUGGGUGCUGCUCUGAGGGCAGCCCAUGGGUGGCUCUGCAAGCAGCGCGGCGAGUUUGUGCCGAUCUCACGCGUGUACUCGGGCAGAUUGGAUAGGAAAUCGCUCAGCAUGAAGCUGGCUGUUCCAUUUGGGGGCUGCGAGGGGGACGAUGAGCUCCUGAACAAGUACGCGUUGUUGGUGGAGAAGAGGCUGGAGAUUGAGCAGAAGCUUGUGGAGAGGUUUGGCCGUGUGAAGUAGCUUGUUUUGGGGCAACAUUUCUCUGUGGAUAUUGAAAAUCGCGUCGACGGUAGUGGACCUCUGAAAAUGCAUCUUCAGAGAAGGAUAGUAGAGAAAUUGGAUCAGGACUUGAGAAGUGCAGGUGCAGCAGGCAGUAGCUGCCUAGUUUAGGCAUGGACAGUCACCAUGGUAACAUCGUUUCAUGGGUAAGGAUUUGUAUUUUACGGAUUGAGCAUGGAAUGCUUCUUAAGUACUCCCUCUGUCCCAUAAUAUACGAUCUAAACGCUUUUAGAUCACUAAAGUAGUGAUCUAAAUGAUCUAAACGCUUUUAUAUUAGUUUACUAGGUAGUAUAUCAUAAGUUAUAUAUCAUGGGUUGUCGAGCGGUGUGGGAUAUCCAUUUUGAUUAGCAAAAAUAUGUAAGCGCCUGCCUAUGUAUCAGGCGACCGGAAAAACUUUUUUUUGGCCAAAGUGAAAACAUUUUCAGGUUACAAGAGGUUUAGCAAAGGCGCAAAAUUAAGCAGAUGUUUUUGUCAGUCAGUCGUGCUUUGGCCCAUGUUUGCAAGGGAUGGACAAUGGGGGCAUGAGCCAACCAUCAUAAAGAUCAAGCUAUUGUUUGUGACCAAAAAAACUUGGUAAGAUGGAUUUAGGACACUGGGAAAACAUGCAGCGUAUAACGACAAGCCACGGCGGGACCUUACUCCGGGACAGAGAAUCUGAAGCGCAUCUGCAAGAUUCAAAGCGAAGUCGGCAUGCACCGGCUUUUGCCAUCUGCAGUUCCCACUUCCAAAAGUUGAUGACAAAAGGUUGGUCGACCACAACGCUUCACAGCAAGAUGGACAGGCUCAAGAUGCGAUAAUUCUAGACUUACUAAGACUUGGGUAAAGUUUUACGUAACCCUCCUCCCCUCUAAUCCCAAUCACAAAUCGCCAGCUGUCUAAUCACGUAAGAUUACGUUAACUUUGUUCGUAGCUGUAGCAUUGCUCCUCAAGAUGUCAAAAGAAAAAAAGAAAGGACAGGGCACAGCGGGGCGGAGCGGAAAGGCGUGCGUGCGUACUGGGUCGCCAUGGAAAGUUGCUUCCCCGCCGGGGUGCCAAGAGCGCACAGUUUUAGCUCUCCUCGGCAGGAGGUAAUAGCACUGCAGGUCCUUAAACUUGCAGUGGAUGUGAUGAUUUGGUCCUUGAAAUUGAAAAAGUGGAUUAUUUCAUCCCUCAACUUGUCAUGGAUGUGCAAAUUUAGUCCAGGGCCAAUCAAAACUCGCCAAGUGGAGCCAGCUGGCCUGGGCCGGUCAGCGCCGUGCAUUUUGCUGUUUACCCCCUGCCUUUAUCACGAAUCAACCCGCACUACUGCACCUGAGUUAACUGGUGGGUAUAUUCCUUCUCUGGGUCUCAUUGCACAAAACAACUCUGCACUGUAAAGUUUUGCGCAGCAAUUAAGGGGACGAUACAUACAAUACAUGCCUUGAUUCUUUUGGGCAAAGUUGGAUAGUAUAUAGAUUCAAUUGGUAUAUACUGGAUGAUAUAUAUGCUCCUUCAUUUUCUGAAAACAAGCGUCAAGUAUUUCCGAACGGAGGCAGUAGUAGUAUGUUUGUGUUUGUAGCCUGUUCGGCAUAGGAGCUCGCAUCAAUUCAAAUGCAUUUCUUUUUGUCGCCUGUAUGUCUGUUAUUAUCUGUGCUCGGCUCAGUACAUGGAAUUAAAAAGUGCUUUCAGGAUCACAUAGCUGAUUCCAAGGAAGUGUUGUUUGUGAGCUGCUGAAUUCAGUGCUCUGCAGACUGCAUCCUUCUCCUUCAGGUUAAGGUAGAUAACAUUGCAGUUGUUGUAGCAAGGAAGGAGUGACUGUGCUUCUGAAAAUACAUCAUGGUUCCACACAAGCCUAAUCACCUCUUCCUGGUUUUGCAAGCACCAGCAGCAGCCUGAGGUUGGUGGUGAUAUGGAAAACUAAUUUGAUGCUUAACCUGACUUUCCUUCCACUGUUAACACUCCAGUCUGAGAUUUUUGCUGUGAGGUUUCAUAUGGUUUUGAGACAACCGAGUCCCAUUUUCUGCUGGAUUGUUUUGUCUCUGUUUCUAUGUUCAACUAUCCACUCUGAAUUUCAUUGCAAGGGAGAAAUAUCCUGUCUCUCCUUGUGGAUAUUAACAUAUUUUUAUCUUUGACAAAGAUACUAACAUAACUUUUUUUCCUUGUGGCUGAAACUAUGUAAGCUGAUUUGAUACGCAGUUGGUAGCUCGGUACAAGUGGACGCUGACAAGAUAAAGAGCUUACUUUUUUGGGUGGCUCAUGAUGUUAAUAUCUCGCGCGCCCCUGUCAUAAUCUUCAGAGUUUUUAGCGGCUCACAAUGGGUUCAGAUAUUAUUCCGAAGUCUAUUUAUCGUCAUCUUUUCACCCGUCUAGUCUUAAUAAGGGAAUAUAAAGGUACUUGAUCGCUUCGCACACCACAGACUAUCAACAUCCUAUGCUCUUUUUGAACACCAUUGCAGUCACAAGGCCCGGAUUUUUGGAAUCAAUGCCGGCAACUAAGCGGCAGCGUCCCAGGGUAGACAACACUCAAUAUCAUGUUUCAUUUGAAUGGCUGGAUGGUGUUGCACUUAGUUCUGAAUUCGCUCGUCAGAGUACCAGUGUGUAGUGUUUGAGAGCUGUUAGUAGAUGACAUGUGAUCAUUGUACAGAGAAACGCUAAAAGGCCUGGAAAAUGAUGCUGUUUUGCAACUUUGCCCGACACA
Messenger RNA from Triticum aestivum (bread wheat), 4542 nucleotides. Its product is annotated as xylulose kinase 2. Bases 139 to 1848 code for a protein of 569 amino acids. Gene Ontology annotation, cellular component: cytosol. Gene Ontology annotation, biological process: phosphorylation; xylulose metabolic process; D-xylose metabolic process. The transcript is spliced from 12 exons. Gene Ontology annotation, molecular function: D-xylulokinase activity. The record is from RefSeq and is a predicted model, not a curated record. Lineage: Eukaryota; Viridiplantae; Streptophyta; Magnoliopsida; Poales; Poaceae.